This is a messenger RNA of Acomys russatus (golden spiny mouse), 2317 nucleotides long. RefSeq names its product solute carrier family 16 member 6 (gene Slc16a6). The transcript has 6 exons. Gene Ontology annotation, molecular function: monocarboxylic acid transmembrane transporter activity. The record is from RefSeq and is a predicted model, not a curated record. NCBI's taxonomy places the organism in Eukaryota, Metazoa, Chordata, Mammalia, Rodentia, Muridae. Gene Ontology annotation, biological process: monocarboxylic acid transport; transmembrane transport. Bases 330 to 1898 code for a protein of 522 amino acids.
AGAAGGAAGAAAAAAAAAGUGUGAGGUGAUAUUCAAGCCAUAAAAACCACAUUUGUGGCUUUAUAAUCUAAUAGAGCAAAGAAGACAAAUGUAAGCAAGUAAAUAAUUACCCAUUAGGUGAUUACUCUCUCGAGAAGAUGAGACCACUUUAGUUGAGUUUAUCAGAGGAAGCCUGACAGACAAGGAGGACCAGAAGGAACAGGGCUGUGGAGGUUGCCCCAGCAGCUAUAGAGACUGCGUGCAGCUUGAAGAAAUGGCAUGACCAAAGGCAAGGUAGCUGGAGACUGCAAGAGCCACCAGGAGCCUCUUUUGGCCAUGGCAGAUCAAGAAUGACCCAAAAGAACUCAAAGCUUUGUUCCACAGCCAAUGUGUAUUCCCAAGUGCCUGAUGGAGGAUGGGGCUGGGCAGUAGCUGUUUCUUUUUUCUUCAUUGAAGUCUUUACCUAUGGCGUCAUCAAGUCAUUUGGUGUCUUCUUUAAUGAUUUAAUGGACAGUUUUGAUGAAUCCAACAGCAAGAUUUCAUGGAUAAUAUCGAUAUGUGUGUUUGUGUUAACAUUUACAGCUCCGGUCUCCACAGUCCUGAGCAACCGCUUUGGACAUCGGCUGGUGGUGAUGGCAGGAGGGCUGCUUAUCAGCACAGGAAUGGCUGCUGCCUCCUUCUCCCAGAGGGUCUACCACAUGUACAUCUGCAUAGGGGUCAUCUCAGGUUUGGGGUACUGCUUUAGUUUCCUCCCAACUGUCACCAUUCUGUCACAGUACUUCGACAAAAGGCGCUCAGUAGUCACUGCGGUCGCUUCCACAGGAGAGUGCUUUGCUGUGUUUGCUUUUGCACCAGCCAUCACAGCGCUGAAGGAGCACAUUGGCUGGAGAUACAGCCUCCUCUUCGUGGGUCUGCUGCAGCUGAACAUCAUGGUCUGUGGCGCCUUGCUAAAACCAAUUAUUAUCAAAGGGCCAGGGUCACCGAAAACAAUCACUCACGAACCCCGGAGAGAAGUGCAAUAUAUGCUUGAAAACGAGAAAACGCGAACCUCACUAGACUCCAUCGACUCAGGAGUAGAACUACCUACCUCACCAAAAAAUGUGCCUAGUCAAGCUAACACAGAGCAGGAAGCCAGGGCUGAACAGCAGCAGACCCUGGUGGCUGGCCCCAAGAAUGGCCAGAAGAAAGCCCCGCUGUUAGACUUCUCGGUCUUGAAAGAGAAAAGCUUCAUCUGUUAUGCGUUGUUUGGCCUCUUCGCCACACUGGGCUUCUUUGCACCUUCCCUGUACAUCAUCCCUUUGGGUAUCAGUCUGGGCAUCGACCCUGACCGCGCUGCUUUCUUACUGUCUACUAUGGCCAUUGCUGAAGUGUUCGGAAGGAUCGGGGCUGGGUUUGUCCUCAACAAAGAACCCAUUCGCAAGAUCUACAUCGAACUCAUAUGUGUCAUUCUACUGGCAGUGUCUCUCUUCGCCUUCACUUUUGCUACUGAGUUCUGGGGUCUCAUGUUGUGUAGUGUGUUUUUUGGCGUUAUGGUUGGGACCAUAGGAGGGACCCACAUUCCACUGUUGGCUGAGGACGACGUGGUCGGAAUCGAGAAGAUGUCAUCUGCAGCUGGAGUCUACGUCUUCAUUCAGAGCAUCUCAGGGCUGGCAGGACCACCCCUGGCAGGCCUCCUGGUUGACCAGAGCAAGAUCUACAGCAGGGCCUUCUACUCCUGUGCCGCAGGCAUGUCUGUAGCUGCUGUGUGCCUCGCUCUGGUGAGACCCUGUAAAAAGGGCCUGUGCCAGCAUCCUCAUUCAGGGGAAAACCAGACAGGCAACCAUAACAGGAAGGCAUUGCAGGACAUACCUGAAGACUUUCUGGAAAUGGAUCUCGGGAAAUGUGAGCACAGGGCUCAUAUGCAAAUGGAUCCAGUGUGAUGCGUUUACUGUCAUAGCUUCUAGUUGCCUGGGAAAGGAGCCCUUGGGGAUACAGGGAGGGGGCAGGCCCCAACCAGGAGAGCCCACCUUCAAACUGCAUAAAGGGCGUGCAUGUGUGAACAGCGGUACCAACAUCUGUCUCCCUCCUUCAAGUCCCUUUGCUUGUUCUUUAAGCCAAAACCAAAACAACCAAACACUUUUCCAUACAGGAAUCCAGCCCUAUUCAGUAGCAAUACAAAGAUACUCGGAAGGACGCUGGCUCACAUCCCAGUGCUAAAACAAUGCCAUGGAUUGAGCAAACUGGUGUUAAAAGCAUUCACAUGGUAAACUACUAUUUUAUAAAGUGACAUCCAGCCCAAGUCAUGGAAAUGAAUUGGCCAUUCCAAAAAGAAAGAACACUUCUUGAAUCAUUUAAAAAA